UGAGACCAAAAAAAUAGUUAAGUUUAAUGAAAAAGUCCAAUAACUUAUCAUAGGUAGAUUUUUUUAAAACUCUUUCCCUUUUAAUAGUAUAGAUACAUUUGUCAAACAUUGUUUCUGGUCAGCAUUUUGCAUCAAAGGAAAUGCAUUAGUGUCAUAGCAUAGCAUAUGUUAUAUGCCAUAUUCACACGUGUCAUAUCUUCUGUCCCUCGGCAGUAACCACGUGUCCCGAGUCAUCUAUCACCCAUAGUCACUCACCAUCGUCGAUCGUGAUUAUGAUCAUCACCUAAGCUUCUCCAACAAAUUUGCUUCUAUGAUGACGUAAAGUGACGUUUUGACGUAAUAUAAUAAAACUUAAUAACCUGACUGCUGGCCAUAUACAUUGUAGAAGGGCCAACUCCAGAGUCCAGAGGUUUUUUUUUUUUUUUUUGUCAACCGAGUCCAGAGGUUAUAUUUUCUAAGUUAUUAUGAUAGUGAGGUAAAAGAUUUUUGCGUAUCUUUAUUUUGCUUAUCGUAAGCAUAUCAAAGCUUGUUGGCAUAUUCCAUGGUCAUGGUAGAUUGAGAAUUUUGCGGGGACAGGGUGUUGCCAUUAUUUUGAGUAUUGGCCUAACAUAUAUAUCUCCUUGGAUGGGUUUUAUUUGGUUUUAUAUGGUUUUUAUUUAUUUAUUCGAAAUAUUUCGUUGAAUUCAAUGUCUUUAAGAUUAUUUCGUUGAAUUCGUUGUCUUUACGUUAGAUGGGGAUAAACUACAGUGGUGACACACUGACACUAAUGGUCCAUGCGAAUACAAAUAAGGAGCUAAAACUAUUCAUAUUGGCAGUUUCUCAAAUUCGCUGAGCAUCGUGAGUAUGGCCAGAUUUUUACAAAAACCUUAAGAAAUUGGAUUAACGAAAUUAGAAACUCUUUCUACACCUAUGAUUAUAUUGUGAAAUAUUAAAAUUUCAAAAUAUUAGCUUCAUCUACAGGCUACAGCCAAGAAGUGUUAAGCUUCGUAGUUAUAUAUUGUAGAUCACCCAUAUUUGGUGGAUAUCUAUCUUUUCAUUGUUGUAAGUUUUAGAUAUUUAAAUUCAUGAUUAUGGUUAAUGAUUCAGUUAUAAUAUUGGAAGGUAAUUCCCAAAAAAAAUGAUAUAGGAAGGAAGGAAAUAGAUUCUAAGAUUAAAGGUCUAGAAGAAUAGUUUGGAAAAAUAAAUGUAUAAAACAUUCCAUGAUUAAACAAAAUCUGAGUUAUUAAUAAGCAAAUGAUUGGUUUCAUUAGUUUAGAUACCAAACAUACUUGACAAAAGAAGUACAUGUUAUUGUAUAUAAAUAUAACUAGCCAAGUGAGUCCCCAAACUUAAGGAUGAUUAGUAUAGUAAGAAGAUUUACGAAAAAUAUUAAUGGUUAGAGAGUCAAAUCUUUUAUUAUUACCAAGAUAGAUAAAGAGAGACAAGAUUGCUCAAACCCCACUAGGUGUGUGAUCUUUUUUGGCAGUGUUCCUUUAUGAUAACACAUCACAAGACUUUAGUGAGAAUCACAGGCCCAUGUCACUUUUAAGAUAAGAUAAUAUAUUCUACUAUAGUAUUAUUUUCAUGCUUAUAGACACCCCCAUGAAUUAAUUGUAAUAAUGCAAAAGACGGUGCCAUGUAACAGAGACAACAGGUGUGUGCAGAGAGGUCGGUGAGAAGCAAUUUGGUUCAGUCAGUAAUAACCCAUGUUUCUAACUCUCUUCUCUAGGUCCCUUUCUCUUUAGUUUUCUUAUUAUAACCAUCUAUGAUCUCUAUCUUUUUCGCCAAAACACCACCUCAUGUUAAAGCUGUGACUGGUAACUUAAUUUAGAGAGUAAGAAAGAGAAAUAUUAAAAUGAAAAUGACAAAAAUAUAAAGUGGAAGGAAAGAUAAAAAUGUUACUCCUAUCAAAUCUAGAGUAACAAUGAAAGUUUUAAAUAGUAGUUAUAGUAACUUAUAAAAAUAUAAUUCUAUUUUAUCGACAAGUUUAUAAAAUAAAAAAUAAUAAUUGUUUCACUUCUUUUGUUUAUUCUAACAAUACUAACCAGGCAAAUUCUAAAUACUUGAAAAUAAAUCAGUCUAGUAAAAACAAGAAUCCUGCAUCAGAGUACUUAUAAAUAUAAUUUUUGUAUUUUUGUCAAUAUAUAUAUAAUUUUCAUAUUUUCAAAGUAGGCAACACAAAGAAUAACUAGAUUUCUCAUUUUGCUAUAACAUACUACAAAAUAAAUAUAUUCGUUAAUAAAAAGGAGAAAAAAUAGUGGAAAAGAAAAGAAAAAAAGGAAAAAUACAGAGAAGAGUAAAUAGUAGUGCGAAGCUUAAAAGUUGAAUGUUCGAGAGAAGCGUCUCAGAGACUGUGAAAAUCAAAUCAAAAUCCUCUGUUACAGUGCGUGCGACGAUUUGGUCCCCCCUCCCCUCUCUCUCCGUCUUGUGCGUCAAUUUGUCUCCUUCUCUUCUUCUUCUCUCUCUCUCUCCGCGUACUCUACUUUCUCCAGAUUACUACUACUCCCCCCCUCUCUGCCGCCUUCUUCUCCUCCUCUGUUCUCGUCCAUUCACACUUUCCAUUUAGUGCUUCAAGGUUCUCACUUUCUCUUUCGUUUUCUUCAGUCGCUACUACCCUUUUUCUCAGACAUUACAAAGCGAAAAGAGACUCUGUUUCUGUCUGCAAGCAAGCAGCACCAUGCCUCUGUUUGAGCUUUUCAGGCUCUCCAAAGCUGCUCAAGACAAUAACACUUCUCCACCUGUAGAUGAAGUUGUUGAGCUUGUUUGGGAGAACGGUCAGGUUUCAACUCAAAGCAGAUCAAAGAACACUCCUCCACCACAUCAAGGAGCCUCUUCUAGACCUAGAGAGGUCGGAAACAGCUCAAAGACAACAAUAAUGGACGAGAUCCCUAUGUCGGUUCCCUCUCUAAUGACGGGUUUGAGUCAAGACGAUGACUUUGUCCCAUGGAUCAAUCAUCAUCAUCCUCAUCAAUCCUUGGAUGGAUACUGCUCUGAGUUCUUACAAGAGGAGGAGAUGGCGUUGUUUCAGAGAAGAAACAAUAGCAAUGAAUCAGCUCCUCCUCCUCCUGCUGCUGCUUCUUCGUCUCAGCACAACGGUUUUCAAUCACAUUCUCUCUAUGGAACUGAUAGAGCUAGAGAACCGUUAGUCACAAGCAACAAGCCUGGUUUGAUCAACUUUUCGCACUUCUUACGCCCUGCAACUUUGGGGAAGAGUCCUAAUAACAACGCUGAUAGGUCUAAAGAGAAGAGUCCUCAAAGCCCGCCUAAAGUGUUUCAGACCAAAGUACUUGGAGCUAAAGAGGUUCUCAACGAGUCUGUUGCCUCUGCUAUGCCUAAGGAUAGCCAAAAGGCUUGCCUAGUUUCAGAAGACUCUGGUAGAAAGGAGCAGGAGAGUGAGAAGGCUGUUGUGUGUUCUUCUGUUGGGUCUGGUAAUAGUCUUGAUGGUGCGUCUGAAAGUCCUUCGCUUUCUGUUAAAAGAAAGCAUUCUGAUGUUCAGGAUAUUGACUGUCAUAGUGAAGAUGUUGAAGGAGAAUCAGGAGAUGGAAGAAAAGAAGCAGCUCCAUCAAGAACAGGGACUGGUUCAAAGAGAAGCCGGUCGGCUGAAGUACAUAAUCUGUCUGAAAGGAGACGGCGUGAUAGGAUUAACGAGAAGAUGCGUGCUCUUCAAGAACUCAUACCAAACUGCAACAAGGUGGACAAAGCUUCAAUGCUAGAUGAAGCAAUCGAAUAUCUCAAGUCACUUCAACUUCAAGUACAGAUCAUGUCAAUGGCUUCUGGUUACUACAUGCCACCGGUCAUGUUCCCACCGGGUAUGGGCCAUUACCCGGCUGCUGCUGCUGCAAUGGCAAUGGGUAUGGGAAUGCCUUAUGCAAUGGGCUUACCUGAUAUGAGCCGUGCCGGUCCCUCGGUUAACCACGGACCACAGUUCCAGGUCCCGGGGAUGCAACAACCAGUGGGGAUGGCGAUUCCACGUGUUUCUGGUGGUGGUUUCUUCACGGGUUCUUCUUCAACGAUGGAGAUGAAUAAGAGUGACAAUGGUUCGACUAGAGACUUAUCAGGUGGUACAAAAGAUGAAACGAUGACAGAGAACAACAAUGGCUUGAGACCUAUAAAGAGAAAACAGACGUCUUCUGAUCAGUUUUGUGGAUCGUCGUGACAUAAAACACAAACCUAAGGACUGAUACAUUUAUAUAUUAUCAAUAGCAUUCAAAUAAAUCGACUCUGAAACCCAUAAAUAAAUAAGAUAAAAUUAUGUUCUUCAAUAAUAAAAGAGCUUUUUGUUGCUUCGGUUCUCUAUAAUUUUCUUUUGUAACUAGAAAGACCUCGGAUUGAAAAUUAUCUUAUAAUGCAGAAUCUUCUGUUGGUAGUAUAUGUUGUGAAUUUCUAGUGAUUAAAGAAUACUAUU
Brassica rapa (field mustard) is the source of this 4384-nucleotide messenger RNA. RefSeq names its product transcription factor PIF3. Lineage: Eukaryota; Viridiplantae; Streptophyta; Magnoliopsida; Brassicales; Brassicaceae. Gene Ontology annotation, biological process: regulation of DNA-templated transcription. Gene Ontology annotation, molecular function: DNA-binding transcription factor activity; protein dimerization activity. The record is from RefSeq and is a predicted model, not a curated record.